Molecule: messenger RNA, 2777 nt
Organism: Esox lucius (northern pike)
Lineage: Eukaryota; Metazoa; Chordata; Actinopteri; Esociformes; Esocidae
Gene: cldn7a
Product: claudin 7a
Exons: 4
Coding region: 334-981 (215 amino acids)
Biological process (GO): bicellular tight junction assembly; cell adhesion
Cellular component (GO): plasma membrane; bicellular tight junction
Molecular function (GO): structural molecule activity
Source: RefSeq, a predicted model, not a curated record
ACCUCACACAUCACUGGACAAAGGACACACCCCUUCGCUUGCCCGCAAUUUAGAAUUACAUUAAAAUACUUAUUCUAGUACAGUACUUGUUGCGGCUCGAACUGUAAGAGGUGAUAAGGCGACCCAGAAGCAUAACUUUUUUUCUCAAAGUUCAAAGUAAACGGAAGAUAGGUUGAUACCCUGGAGCGAACACAGGUGUAGAGAGAGACGGCAAGAUAACCUUUGUUUAGUUUUGGACACAAGCGCACAAGGAUUAACUAUUCGUUUUUGGCCGGCAAAAAAGUACCGUACUUAUUUAAUAAUCAAAUAAUCCACAAUAUCUAUAUUAGAAAGAUGGCAAAUUCGGGAAUUCAACUUCUAGGAUUUUCUUUAUCACUUGUCGGCGUCAUUGCACUCAUCGUGGGGACCAUUCUUCCUCAGUGGAAGAUGUCUGCAUACGUAGGAGACAACAUCAUAACGGCGGUUGCUAUGUACCAAGGACUUUGGAUGUCAUGCGCUUUCCAGAGCACGGGACAGCUACAGUGUAAAAUCUAUGACUCGAUCUUGCAGCUGGACAGUGCUCUCCAGGCCACCCGGGCUCUCAUGAUCGUUGGCAUCAUCGUCUCCAUCGCCGGGCUCGGCGUGGCCACCAUGGGCAUGAAGUGUACCACCUGUGGAGGGAACAACAAAGUCCGCAAGUCUCGCACCGCCAUGACUGGUGGCAUUAUCCUGCUGGUGGGAGCUCUGUGUGCAGUAGUGGCCUGUUCGUGGUUUGCACACAAUGUCAUCCGGGCCUUCUAUAACCCCUAUACUCCUGUCAACACCAAGUUUGAGUUUGGAGCGGCUAUAUUCAUUGCCUGGGGAGGUUCUUUCCUGGAUGUGCUAGGGGGGGCCAUGCUGGCUUCUUCCUGCCCCAGGAGUAAAAAACCAGUGCCCAAAUACCCCGCUAUUAGCGGCGUGAGCACUCGCUCACCCCCAGGCAGCACCAAGGAAUACGUUUGAGCUCCCCCUGCUGCCGGUCACCGGAACCACAGGCAAUUGAAGAUGAAGGAUUUCCUGCCAUGUUCCUUUUCGUUUGUAGAUGGGGACGACGCAAUGAGUCUGUAACAAUUAGGGGACAAUAUUUCCGUGUCGCAAGAAAAAGGAAAAGGCAGAUGUGUGUAAGAAACACAGUGAACUUCGUUGUAAUCUGACGGCAUGACAUUAUGUAAGACUUUCCUUCAAAAACAAAAUGCACGACAAAGGAAGCCGAUCAUUCCAUUUCUGCGUAGCCAAAUGAGUCAUACAGGAUUUUAUUCUGAAAUCAUGCUGCCAGAUUGCGCUUAAGGUUUACUGUAUUUUUUUUGAUGUGCUCUUUUGCUCCAUGUAAAAUGUUGCCCUUGAAGUGGACAAUGGGGUGGCAGAUGAGGACACGAUGGUAUGAUGACAAAGAAAGAAUGACUGGAUGUGAUUAGGGUGUUACUAUAAUACCCCUGGCCCCUAAGUGAUGUCUAGCACCCACUCCCAACAUUCCACAGUUGUUUAUGAGUGGGCCUCACAAAUACACUAUAAUUGGUUAUUGGACUCCCUUAUAUUAACGGACCCUGCCCUAGGGCUGCAUGUUCUCACAUUACAUACACACAAUUCUCAUAUUACGGCCCACACGUCGCAUCAUGGCCAAUACUCUCAACACCCUGUAAGAAACACUCUCUAAUUUAGCAUUUCCAUUGUAAUUGAGGGUAAUCAGUGCAAAUCAUUGUGGGUGUUAAUGACCUGGUGUUACUCAGGGGAUAGCUGUGUGUGUGUGAUAAGGAAAGGGACUAGGGCACCGCCAAUAACUAAAUAAAGACAUUUUCUGCAAUUGAAAUGAUGCUCAAGUGUGCCAAGUGUGACCUCACACUUGUUGUGGCUCUAUACGCCACGGUGAUUCACUAAGCAAUUCACUGUUGCCCUCCAAAAGGGGAGAGCUUUUCAUACAGGCCUGCAAUGUACUCUCUCAUUAUCAAAUGUCUUUCGGCGCAGUCAUUUAUUUUUUAACAGGUGCCUCGACAAUAUGUCUUACAAGGAGUGCUAAUUUUUUUCUAAUACACAGUAUUGUCGUCCAACAUUUUUUUUAUAUUUCUUUUAUGACACAUUUAUUAUUUUCAUUUUUGUAUUAUUAUUUUUAUACACCUCAUUAUCAUAAAACUGGUUUUUAUUUAUGGGUUUGUUCAUUAUUCAGUAUGAAGACUUUUUUGUAACAUUACCAUACUACUUAGCAUGGAGCAAUACAUUUGAAACGCUGUCUGCUGGUGUUGAUUUGGGAUUGUUAGUGCUUUCACUGUAGAAGCAUAGGGAAUCAUUUAGGUUUAAUCUUGGUGCUGGAGAAAUGGUCUUUAAGUUUAAUGUCAAAUUGUUCAGCAAACUUCUGCUGCUAAAAGCAAAUUAGACAUCAAACCUAAAAGUGCAUUUUAGUUAGUGCAGAUUUUUCCUUUCUCCAGUAUAUGCCUUUUGAACCUGCUACCCAAAUAAAUAAAUGGGUUUUACUUUACUACUGAGCGCCCCUCUCUCUUUUAUAUAAUAGUUAUGCUGCACACUGAGAACUCAACCAUCCUGCCUUUGCCUGAAAAGAUGCACAGUAGAGUUUUAACCUUGGGUGCUUUUGUAUUUGUUCAUGAAAUGAAAUGACUAGAUUGUAAUAGUACUUAGUAUACUUAAUUGUAAUAAUAUUUUUGUGGUUGUAUGAUCAAGAUUUUUCCUGAAAGGUUUGUAGAGAUGUUUGUUUUAACCAAAUGGCAUGUAGCUUUCUAUAUAAUAAAGGUCUUUGUACAAUUUGUGUA